GGGAUUCGAAGGGGGAUGACAAGAAGUUGACUCAUUAUUUGUCACUGCGGUAUACUGGCAACGCGAGCUUUGUCUGCAUGCAUUCCGAAGGAUAACGAUGGCCAUUUGCAGGUUGAGAUCACUUGUUCCUCUUUCUAAAUGCAGGUCUCUCGGGCUUCAAUCUUUCCCAAUACGCAGAUUCGCUUCUUCCCGAAUCCCCUCCCUUUUGGAGAAUGUUGGAUUCAUUGGUCUCGGAAAUAUGGGUUCCAGGAUGGCGAAUAACCUGAUUAAAGCGGGAUACAGAGUUACAGUUCAAGACAUAAACUCUGAUGUUGCCACCAAGUUCUCUCAGAUGGGAGUUCCCAUUGUGAAAACACCUUAUGAAGUUGCAGAAGCUUGUGAUGUAGUGAUUACGAUGUUGCCUUCUUCUUCCCACGUGAUUGAUGUUUACACUGGACCAAAUGGUUUGCUUCAAGCUGGGAAAGUCCUUAGGCCAUGGUUAUUGAUAGAUUCAUCCUCUAUCGAUCCACAAUCAUCAAGAAGUCUUUCUGCUACAAUUUCGAAUUGUCUUUUAAAAGAAAAGAAAGGUGAUUGGAAGACUCCCGUUAAGUUGGAUGCUCCUGUAUCUGGAAGUGUGAUUGCUGCGGAAGCAGGAACACUAACUUUUAUGGUUGGUGGCUCUGAGGAAGCUUUUCUGGCUGCAGAAUCCUUGUUCCUUUCGAUGGGUAAAAGUGCAAUAUAUUGUGGAGGAGCAGGCAGUGGUUCUGCUGCUAAGAUCUGUAAUAAUUUGGCUUUGGCUGUGAGCAUGCUGGGAAUAUCAGAAGCCUUAGCUCUGGGUCAAUCUCUGGGAGUGUCAGCCAGCACCUUGACUAAAAUAUUUAACUGCUCCAGUGCUCACUGUUGGAGUAGUGCUAGUUACAACCCGGUUCCUGGUGUGAUGGAAGGGGUGCCCUCGUCAAGGGAUUAUCAUGGAGGAUUUGCGUCCAAGCUUAUGGCUAAAGACUUAAAUCUUGCAGUAGAAUCAGCUAAGCAAGCUGGCUGUAAAUAUCCGUUGACAUCUCAGGCUCAAGAAAUAUAUAGAGAACUCUGCAAUGGUGGACAUGAGACUGAAGACUUUUCAUGUGCUUUUCGCCAUUAUUACUCUGGAUUGGACGAGCCCCGUGGCCAAUGAAAGUGUUGCUGUAUUUGUCCCCAAUAGUAUACAUCCCCAAAAUAAUAAUAAUAAUUAUGCUUUGUGGAAAACUGAAAAUAAGUUAAUUCAUGUUGUAGUCUUUAGAUUUUUUUUUGGGUUCAAUGACCAGGCUUGUAAUUAAUGUUAUAGUAACUUUUAAGUAUUAAACAUGAUGCGUCGCUUUUUAAUAAUGAUUUGUCGCGUCCCGGUGCCUUCUUUAA
Molecule: messenger RNA, 1371 nt
Organism: Neltuma alba
Lineage: Eukaryota; Viridiplantae; Streptophyta; Magnoliopsida; Fabales; Fabaceae
Product: probable 3-hydroxyisobutyrate dehydrogenase, mitochondrial
Exons: 10
Coding region: 98-1150 (350 amino acids)
Biological process (GO): L-valine catabolic process
Molecular function (GO): NADP binding; 3-hydroxyisobutyrate dehydrogenase activity; NAD binding
Source: RefSeq, a predicted model, not a curated record